Molecule: messenger RNA, 2612 nt
Organism: Phragmites australis (common reed)
Lineage: Eukaryota; Viridiplantae; Streptophyta; Magnoliopsida; Poales; Poaceae
Product: L-type lectin-domain containing receptor kinase SIT2-like
Exons: 1
Coding region: 374-2389 (671 amino acids)
Biological process (GO): protein phosphorylation
Cellular component (GO): plasma membrane
Molecular function (GO): carbohydrate binding; protein kinase activity; ATP binding
Source: RefSeq, a predicted model, not a curated record
GCUUAUUGAUUUGAGACAUGUUAGGUAAAAGAGUAGGAUAACUCUUAUUCAACCUUUUUUAAUCGAAUUUUUCGCUUCUACAAUACGGAAAGGACACAUAUGCACACAAAAAGACAAUUCCUGCAGAAAAUUCAGACAGUGACCACAUGUGCUAAACGAGACACAAAGACUCUGACAACCACCGGUGCUAGUCCUCGGUCAUAUACUCGUAGCUUACAAGUUGCUCUGGCAGGCCAAUCGAUGUAAAUCGUCAAUAAACAACGUACUUAAUAGUGUAGGCUGCAACCUAAUCCACACUUCCACAGUGUAGGGGCUAAUUAAGAGUACCUCGCAGAUAUCGCAUCUUUGUUGAGUUCUAGCUUACAGUCCAGACAUGGAGCAUCUUCCCGUGUCCUUCCUUGUACCCUUCCUCCUCCUCUGUCUUAGCCUUAACCUUCUGCACUUCUGCGUCGCCGGCGACGAGCAAUUUGUCUUCUCCGGCUUCGCCGGUGCCAACCUCACCAUCGACGGCACAGCCACGGUCACCACGGAAGGAAUCCUUGAGCUGACGAACAACGAGGCCCAUGUCAAAGGCCACGCGUUCCACCGGGCUCCGCUUCAGUUCAAGGAGUCGCACAAUGGCACGGUGCAGUCCUUCUCGGCAACCUUCGUCUUCGCCAUCGUCCCCGGCCACCCCUACAGGAUCAGUACCGACGGCAUGGCCUUCCUCGUGUCCCCGACGACGGACUUCUCGGAUGCAGCGCCGGCUCAGUACAUGGGCUUCCUCAACAGCGCCGAGAUCAACCGCACCUUCGCGGUCGAGCUCGACACCGUCCAGAACACCGAGCUGCAGGACAUCGACGGAAACCAUGUCGGCAUCCACAUCGCCAGCCUCUACUCCCUGAAAUCUCACGCUGCAGGAUUCUACGACGACAACGACUGUACGUUCAAGAACUUGAGUCUUGAUAGCGGCAAGGCCAUGCAAGUUUGGGUAGACUACGAUGGGAAGGCAAAACAAAUCAAUGUCACUCUGGCUCCCAUGGGAGUGGCCAAACCAUCAACGCCGUUGCUCUCUAACAUCUCCGACCUAUCAACUGUGCUCACGGAGCAAGCAUAUGUUGGUUUCUCCGCCGCUACCGGACCCAUCAUGUCGCGGUACUGUGUGCUCGCCUGGAGCUUCGCCAUGAACGGACCUGCUCCAGCCAUUGACUUCAAAAAGAUGCCAAAGCUGCCUAAUUCUGGCCAUAAGAUCCUGUCAAAGGUCUUGGUGAUUGCACUGCCAAUAGCAGCUUUUGCAUUAAUCUUUGCUACAUGCAUUGUGGUCAUUCUACUGGUGCGGAGGCAGCUGAGAUAUGCUGAGUUGAGAGAGGAUUGGGAGGUUGAGUUCGGGCCGCACCGGUUCUCGUACAAGGAUUUGUUCAAUGCGACCCAAGGAUUCAAGAAUAAGAACAUAAUCGGCGUAGGUGGGUUUGGCAAGGUGUACAAAGGAGUGCUUCCAAAAUCUAAAUCUGAGGUUGCCGUGAAGAGGGUGUCCCAUGAUUCAAGCCAGGGGAUAAAGGAGUUCAUCUCUGAAGUUGUCAGUAUUGGUCACUUGCGGCAUCGCAACCUAGUGCAGUUACUUGGUUAUUGUCGACGAAAGGGGGAACUACUUCUGGUAUAUGAUUAUAUGCCAAAUGGUAGUCUUGAUAAGUACUUAUACGGCAAAGAGGGCAAGCCCAUACUCGAAUGGGCUCAGAGGUUUCAGAUUAUCAAAGACGUGGCUUCCGGCUUAUUCUACCUCCAUGAGAAGUGGGAGCAAGUGGUCAUCCACCGAGACAUCAAAGCAAGCAAUGUGCUCCUCGACGCAGGAAUGAAUGCACACUUGGGUGAUUUUGGCCUCGCAAGGUUGUACGACCAUGGAACCGACCUACGAACCACUCAUGUUGUUGGCACCAUGGGGUAUAUCGCCCCAGAGCUAGCACGCUCGGGCAAGGCGUCCCCUCUCACAGAUGUCUUCGCCUUCGGCACAUUCCUUCUUGAGGUCACCUGCGGCCGGCAGCCGGUCAGCAACAGCGUGCAGCACGGCCGGAAGAUGCUAGUCGACCGGGUGCUCGAGUAUUGGCACAGAGGAGCUCUCGCGGAGACGGUGGAUUCGAGGCUGCAAGGCAACUACAACUCUGACGAGGUAUGCAUGGUGCUGACGCUUGGACUAAUGUGUUCACACCCGUUUCCCAGUGAAAGGCCUACCAUGCGGCAAGUCAUGCAGUACCUCGAUGGCGACGCGCCGCUGCCGGAGCUGACGCCGGGGAACAUGAGCUUGCUGAGCAUGAUGCAGAACGAAGGGUCGUUCGACCAGUCCGUCCUGCAGUAUCCGUGGUCUGGGACCAGCAUGGGCACAACGACGACACCCGGCAUCCCAGUUGGAAGAUGAAGAUAUAUAUGCGUGGAUGGUAUCUCAACUUCUCAAUUGUGUGAUCACUCUUAAAGCCUACCAAAACUGUCACAUAAUACCUGUGCUGUAUUUGAUCACUCUUGGAAAUCCACAUGCGGGGUUCACCUUGUAGACCCAUGGAUCAUAUUGGUUUGUCGUUUGUAUGUUGCUUGGUAUUUUUGUGAAGUCCAUUUUCCUUGCCACUGAGUUGGCUUUGAGGUUC